GGUGAGCCUCAAAUCCUUUAAAUGCAAGACACUGAAAGAGUGGAAUGAACACAAGACACUUGUCAUCUCAUCCAUAGUUCCACUCCAAAAAAGAAGACAGGAAACGACACAAUGCUCAUCUCCUUCUAAAAGGGUACUGAAUGAUGUGAGCAAUGAAUUCAUUUAUCAAUUCUAAGAACUGUAGUCCAACGGCAAAUUCGCCAUUGAUCAAGCAAUCUUCCAUAUAUGCGUUGACUUUUGAUGAACUACAAAACACAUUGGGUGGAUCUGGGAAGGAUUUCGGAUCAAUGAACAUGGAUGAGCUUUUGAAGAACAUCGGGACUGCUGAAGAGAUUCAAUCAAUGACAUCAAACUUCAAUUUGGACAUAAAUAUGGCUUUACAAAAGCAAGAAUCUUUGACUUUAUCAAGAACCAUUAGCCAGAAAACAGUGGAUGAAGUUUGGAGAGAUUUGGUUAAAGAAAAUGAUGAAUGCAAAGAUGCAGAUCCCGUCAAAGAACCAAGUUUUCAUCCACAAGAAAAACAACCAACUUUCGGUGAAAUGACACUCGAGGUAUUCUUGAAGAGGGCAGGGGCAGUUUCGGAAAAUAACCAAACUCAAGGGUACAAAAACAUGAUUCAGAAUCAAGGGUUUCAUCAAGAAGAAUUCUUUCCAGAGAAUAGAAAUGAAGUUGACAUUUUGCAGGAUGCUACAUCUUCAAAACUAUCAAAACCACAGAAGGUUCUUCCAAAACCAGCUUCUUUCAGCUCCACCUCUUCAAUAAAUUUAGUGAAUAAUGCUCAGAUGGGUAGUCGUGAAAAUGGAGUUUCUAUAAAUGGAAUGACUGAUCUUCCAAUAAAGACUGGUUAUCCAUUGGAUUUGUACCAAAAUGGUAAUUUGGAUACAUCUCCAUCACCACCACCGUGUUAUGGUGGUGGCCAUAAAAGGAAAAAGAGUGAUACGUUUGAGAGAAAGUUGGAGAGAAGGCAGAAGAGGAUGAUUAAUAACAGAGAAUCUGCUGCAAGAUCAAGGGCUCGAAAACAGGCGUAUACGAUGGAAUUGGAAGCAGAAAUUGCACACCUCAAAGAAGAGUUGCAAAAAAAGCAGGAAGAAAUCAUCGUGUUGCAGAAUUUUCAGGUACGUAGUUGUACUUUUUUAGGUAUCAUGCAUAAAACAAGUCCAUUUUCGAUGUUUAAUAUAGUAGUCGUCGUCUAUUAUACGUUUAAAACCAUAUAAUUUUUUAUUUUGUUUUAGCAAUUAAAACGUUGUUGCCAGUGAAUAUGAUUAGCGUUAUGCUUUUUUGGCAGAUAUCGGAGAAUAUGAAGUUGUGUGGAGGUGGAAAAUUAUGCUUACGAAGAACGAAGACAGGACCUUGGUAGAUAAAUCCACCAUGAACCACGGUUAUAAUAUGUUGAAUAUUAAAAUAAAAAGGCUAUUGUUUUUAAAAGAUCUAGUAGAAAUGACCAAAUCUGAAGCAACUGGAAACUUUUUAACCGUGAGUCAAGCAUCAAGAAGCAGAUUUGUCAUUUCUGCUUUAGACAUAAAGAGUUUAGUGUGUGUAUAUGUACAUGUGAUGUGUUUCUACGUACACAUUGUAUGGAUGUGUUGGUGUACGUAUCAAGAAGGGAGAACUUAAGGAUACAUAAUUAUUUCGGGCACCAUAGGUAUAAUAUGUUUUGGGGUUUUAUAGUUUGAUUCAUCAUGAUGUUGUAAAUGCCUUUGACAUAUAUAUUGAAUUAAAAUUAAGAAGA
Molecule: messenger RNA, 1729 nt
Organism: Lactuca sativa (garden lettuce)
Lineage: Eukaryota; Viridiplantae; Streptophyta; Magnoliopsida; Asterales; Asteraceae
Source: RefSeq, a predicted model, not a curated record